Molecule: messenger RNA, 3219 nt
Organism: Brachypodium distachyon (stiff brome)
Lineage: Eukaryota; Viridiplantae; Streptophyta; Magnoliopsida; Poales; Poaceae
Exons: 3
Coding region: 424-2811 (795 amino acids)
Cellular component (GO): nucleus
Molecular function (GO): transcription corepressor activity
Source: RefSeq, a predicted model, not a curated record
UGGUUUGUCCGGGGUGGUUUCCUGCCUUCACGAUCACGUCAUCUCAAGAUUGUCGGAGGGUGUUUGCGUCUCAGCGUGUGCGUAUGAUGUGCUUGUUCGGCUCGGGAGGGCAACGGGGUUUGGUUUGUACGGCCGCGUGUUCUUGGCUGCCUUCCUUGGUUGCUCCAGGUUUGGGUUGUCUCGGUACCUGUUGUCCUACUCCACGGGAUGCGCGGCCGUGUGUUGGAUUCCGUGGGUUAGGGUGGUGCCUGAGAUUUUCAGGAUGCGAUUGGUGGGUUUCGGGUCUAGCAAAUGACUCGAUUUGCUUGCUUUGGCUGCUCAGGUUUGUAGGGUUGCUCCCAGGUCAAGUGAUUGUGAAUUGGAGAGUGUUUUAUCGUCAGGUUGAUAUGUCCUAGUUAUGGUGCAGUCUUCAAUUCCAAGAAAAUGGAAACACUUCAGAUUGAAAACAAUGGUGGUGACCAAAUAUCUUUAGAAGCUGUCCAUGCUUCGGAUGUGAUCCAUGAUGACCCACCAAUAGCACCACGCAUAGGAAGUGAGCACCAGGCAGAAAUCCCCAAUCUAGCAACAGAGGAUGAACGAUGUCAGCUCAUGGCCAGCUCACUCUACAGUUGCAAGUUUGAUGGGUAUGAUUAUCCUAGUGUUAUUGGGAAAGCUAUACCAAUCAUAUCGGGAAGCAAUCCACCUAGUGAAGUCAACAAGAAGGAAGAUAAAUUUCAGACACUGCAUUCUUUAGAAACUGAAUCAAGAACCAGUUCUGUGAGUAAUCAAGUUUAUGAUGGUGUAUGCAGUGACCUCUUCACUGACAGGCAAAUGGUGUAUCAAAGAGAAUCAGCACAAUUUGCUUCACUACCUGGUUUAUGUGCCUCCGUUUGGAAUGAUCUAGAAGAACAGUGCUUUCUUCUUGGGCUGCAUAUUUUUGGUAAAGAUUUCAGCCUGUUGAGCAAGUUUGUAGGGAGUAAGUCUGUCAGGGACAUGCUUCCCUACUACUAUGGAAGGUUCUACAAGGGAGAUGCACAUAACAGAUGGUCGCACUGUAGAAAGACAAGAAGUACUAGAUGUAUUCUUGGGAAAAGCAUUUUUACUGGUCGGCGACAACAGGAGCUUAUAUCUCGUUUGAAAUCUAAAAUACCCAAAGAAGCUCAUAAUUCGUUAGUUCAGGCUUUGAAGUCUUUAAGUGAUGGCCUGACAUCUUUAGAGAAAUGUGUCUUCACUCUGAAAUCUAUUGUCGGACCGGAAGCUUUUGUUGAGGUGGUUGGGAUUGGUUCAGGGAAGCAUGAUUUGACUGGAUUUGUUCAGGACACAUCCAAAAAAACCAAAGCUCUAUCUGUUUGCACCAAGAUGCCUAAAGGCAUAAAUUGUUCCACGCUUGCUAGAGAAGACAUUAUCAAGUUCUUAACAGGUGAUUUCAGGAUAAGUAAGGCAAAAUCAAAUGAAUUAUUUUGGGAAGCUGUCUGGCCCCGUUUGCUUGCAAGAGAGUGGCAUUCAGAGCAGCCAAAAGACAUCCGCACAGCCAAGAGUUGCCUUGUGUUUCUGGUUCCGGGCAUAAAAAAAUUCUCAAGAGAGAAGCUCACUAAGGGCACUCACUAUUACGAUUCUAUCACCGACGUCCUUAAAAAAGUGGCAGCAGAUCCCACUCUUCUUGAGCUAGAGAGUGAUGGAAUAGAUAAUGGGACAACCGUUCAAAGAAAUGGUCAGGCAACAAGCAAAGAAGAUCCUGUGAAUAGUGAUCAGGAGCUUCUGAUGUUCACCAUAAUUGAUACUACCUUGGUCGAAGGGGAAGAGCCCUUCAAAGUGAGGGCGCUGAGAAGAUUACCUGGUGAUGAAAAUGUUAAUUUUGGAACUAAAAAUCGUUCAGAUUAUGUGUUGAGUGGUAGUUCCUCUCAGGAGCAAGAUAGUGGUGAUCGCUCAUCAGAUGACCAGGAAUAUCACGGACAGGUGACAGCUUGUGUGAAUGAUAUUGAAAUGGAAUCAGUUUACCAUACAGCCAAAGAAUCCUGUGCGGAUUUGUUGGAAAACAGGGGGGCUGCAACAUGCUCUGUUUUUGCAGUUAAUGGUCAUUGUUCCGAUGAUCAGCACUCGGAAAUUUCUAAUGGAAAUGGUGACCAAAUUGACUUGACAUGCUUCUCUGGCCUUGGAACAAAAACUGACAGACAUGUGUAUUUAUCCCCAAAGCGCAGAAGAUUUUCUAGGUGUAGCAAUGACCAGACCAGCCAAUUCAGCUUUUCUUCCCCAAAUGAUGAGGGUUUAGGGAAGGACAAAUUGAAGCCUCUAUCCACUUCAUCAGAGCCAACUGUUGUUGAUCUUGGUAUUGGUGGUUGUUCCCAAACCAGAGGAUUGGCAAGCUGUUCCACAAAGGUUAACUCGUGCGAGGAGAUAACAAAUGUUGUGAAGUCUACUUCCAAUGGUGAAUCACUUGGCAAGAGGAAUGUGCCGAAUAUAAAUGACGACGAGUCAUUAGAGGGAAAGUUUGACACAGUGACCGAAGAAGGGACUCAGGUCAGUCGCUUGGUUGAUCUGAAUAAACUGCAGACAGCACCUACAGGCAAUCAUGAUCAUCUGCUGCGAAAUGAAGAUGGACCUUCUUCCAUUUCGAGUAGUGAGAUAGUUCCUGAUGUUUUGGAGGCCACUGGAAAACCUGAUGUGGCUGUUCAGAAGAGCCCUCGGAGGCAUGGAACUAGAAACCGGUCUCUCAGCAGAAAAGCUCUGGAAGCUUUUUCUGUUGGUGACCCCGGAGGUGCAAAGCGUAAGGGUGACUCCCACAGCUUGAUGACAAGAAGGCCUCCCAAGCGGACUCGCAAAAGUAAAGACUGAAUUUCUACAUCACCUCUAGUGGUAGAGAGAAACCCGGCUAAUUGGAGGCUGGACUGCAAUGAUGAGCAUACCGUCUUUGCAUGGCUCAGGUGAGCAACCUGUUGACGCUGAGGGUGAUGGAUUUCACAACGAGAGGUCCUGACAAUCAGUUGUCCCAACCAUCCUCAAUCCAUUUCUUCUGGAGUACUUCAUGUUCGCGAUGCAGGUGUCUGUGAUGAUGGUUCUACAGAUGCAUGAUGACUCCUGCAUGGGCAAAUUGAUGCGCGAGAAAGAAUUUAGAAAUUUACAUUUUGUUUGUAUUUAGUGUACAAGGGUGUGCAGAACCCAACUUGUAUACCGGGGAGAAAGAUAAACACCAUGUUGACCUGUUCAUUGUGCUCAAUAGUACAUGUUAAUUGCUUCCCUCUA